AUGCCUGUCAUCACCACCAAGGAGUCCGCCUCAGCCGUCGCCGACGCCCUCAAGGCCGAGGCCAGCGAGGCCAAGCCGGCGUACCUCGUCGUCUACGCCUCGCACCGUAACGGACGCUCGUGGUGCGGCGAUUGUACGGCGGCCGAGCCAUACAUUGAGAAGAAGUUUGGCGGCGACGAGAACACCGUUCGGGUCGUCUAUGCGGGCUUGCCCGAGGAGUGGAGGACAAAAGAGAACCCGUGGAGACAGGCGCCGUUCAACGUCACGAACCUGCCUACCCUGAUCAAAGUUUCUGGCGAAAAGAAGUGGGAAAAGCUUGUUGAGGCGGAUGUCUACGACCAGAAGAAACUCGACGCCUUCGUCGGCGGCAACAGCCGCCUGUGA
Colletotrichum higginsianum IMI 349063 is the source of this 384-nucleotide messenger RNA. Its product is annotated as Thioredoxin-like protein 5. The coding region runs from base 1 to 384 and encodes 127 amino acids. Gene Ontology annotation, cellular component: cytosol. The record is from RefSeq and is a predicted model, not a curated record. Gene Ontology annotation, molecular function: protein-disulfide reductase [NAD(P)H] activity. Lineage: Eukaryota; Fungi; Ascomycota; Sordariomycetes; Glomerellales; Glomerellaceae. The transcript has 3 exons.